CACACACACACACACAUAUUUUACAUACAGUAAAGGGCAGGCCGAGUACCACACAAAACACGCCAAGAUGAACCGCAUCGAUACUACCAUGGAUGACAUGGCCAACACCAAGUUCCUGACGGUCUACAGCAGUCUGAUCAAACAGUUUACCGCGUCAACGGACUUUACCAACACCGAAGUUGUAUGUCUUCUAAUAAUCUACUACAAGUUCGUGCAGGUCAAUGGGCCAACCGCCAAGCAGAUGAAAAAGAAGCAGAUGUACAAUUUAUUUCUUGUGCUGUUUCGCAUCUACGAUAUGACGAUUAUCGAGCGCAUUCUGUUGAAUAUAACAGCUGAUGUAGUGUACAUUAGUCCAGAGGCCUGGAUGAAGUUAUUUUCCGUGUUCCUAAGCAAGAACUUGGAUGAACGCAUUCAGUUUGCCUACAAGGUCUAUACUACCUCCACGUCUGGCGUACUGAAUCGUGAAACUGUCGGCAUGGCAAUCGACAAUUUCUUUGUAGGCGAAGAUGACGAUGAAGUCAAGGAAUUGCAGGCGGAUAUGCUCGAGUAUAUAUUCAACAAGUUUGAUAUGGACAAGGAUGGUAUUAUCUCAUAUGAGGAAUAUUAUGAGAUUGUCAGUAAUCAGCCGGUUCUCUUGGAGUUUCUCGGACAGAUUUUUCCAGACCUGUCCGACAUGACUGUUAUUGCAUAUUGCACAAACAUGUCCACGCUCUUUCCUGAAGAAGACUAAUUAUCUUAACUAUUAUCUUAAUUUCUCAAAUUUUAAUGUACUUCCAUGCAUCUGCAUAUACGCUAGCACAUAGAUGUAGCCAAUGUUGAUUCUAAAGAAUCGGGCAACUCUUAGGAAUCAACAGAGACUAAAAUURUCCUAACUAGGAUAGAGAAUGUUAGGUAAGCAAAAAUAAGAAGA
This is a messenger RNA of Drosophila arizonae, 910 nucleotides long. RefSeq names its product calaxin-like. Lineage: Eukaryota; Metazoa; Arthropoda; Insecta; Diptera; Drosophilidae. The record is from RefSeq and is a predicted model, not a curated record. Gene Ontology annotation, molecular function: calcium ion binding.